AUGGCGAUUUUUGUAACCACUCAACUCAUCUCAAUUUUCUCUCUAAUUUUUCUACACCUUACUUCCUUUUCUCCUUACCUCGCUCUCUCUAUCAACCCUAACAACCUCUUACUCUUUCCCUCAAUAACCGAUCGUAAUCUCUCUCGUCCCGCCAUGAUUCUCCCUCUCCAUCUCACUUCACCCGAUUCUUCAAUCUCGCCAGUCAAUCCUCGCCGUCAACUCCAGAGAUCCGAAUCACAACACCACCCUAACGCUCGCAUGAGACUCUACGACGAUCUCCUUAUCAACGGGUACUAUACCACGCGGCUCUGGAUCGGUACUCCUCCGCAGAGAUUUGCUCUUAUUGUUGAUACCGGAAGUACUGUUACUUAUGUUCCUUGUUCUACUUGCGAACACUGUGGUAGGCACCAGGAUGCGAAUUUCCAGCCUGAUUUGUCGACAACUUAUGAUCCUAUAAAAUGCACACCGGAUUGCAACUGUGAUGGUGAUAAGAAUCAGUGCAUGUAUGAGAGACAGUAUGCUGAAAUGAGCAGUAGCAGUGGACUCCUUGGUGAGGAUGUUGUGUCCUUUGGAAAUCUGAGCGAACUUCCUCCACAACGUGCUGUCUUUGGCUGUGAAAACGAUGAGACUGGUGAUCUCUAUAGUCAGCGCGCUGAUGGUAUCAUGGGUUUGGGUCGCGGAGAUCUGAGUAUCAUGGAUCAAUUGGUUGAUAAAAAGGUAAUAAGCAAUUCAUUCUCACUAUGCUAUGGUGGAAUGGAUGUUGGUGGAGGUGCUAUGAUUCUUGGUGGAAUAUCUCCCCCAUCAGAUAUGGUCUUUACACAUUCAGAUUCUGGUAGAAGUCCAUAUUACAAUAUCAAUUUGAAGGAGAUACAUGUUGCGGGGAAGCAAUUGCGGUUAAACCCAAAGGUUUUUGAUGGGAAGCAUGGAACUGUCUUGGAUAGCGGCACCACUUAUGCAUACCUACCAGAUGUUGCAUUUCUUGCUUUUAAACGUGCUAUUAUGAGGGAACGUAACUCUUUGAAGCAAAUUAGUGGUCCAGAUCCAAAUUAUAAAGAUAUAUGUUUUUCUGGUGCUGGAAUAAAUGUCUCUCAACUCUCUAAAAGUUUUCCAGUGGUUGACAUGGUAUUUGAAAAUGGUCACAAGUUAUCACUGUCUCCUGAAAAUUACUUGUUUCGGCAUUCAAAAGUUCGUGGUGCAUAUUGUCUGGGGGUUUUCUCAAAUGGAAGGGAUCCAACUACUCUUUUAGGAGGUAUCUUUGUCCGUAACACUCUUGUAAUGUAUGAUCGUGAGAAUUCUAAAGUUGGUUUCUGGAAAACAAAUUGUUCUGAGUUAUGGGAAAGAUUACACAUCUCUGAUGCCCCAUCACCAGCGCCUUCAAAUUCAGAAAUAACGAACAUAACCAAAGCAUUUGAACCUUCAGUUGCUCCAUCUCCAUCUCCAUCUCCAUCUCUAUCUCCAUCGCCAUCGCAGAAUAAUAUUGAUCAAGGUGAACUCCAAAUUGCUCAAAUAACAAUUUCCAUUUUAUUUAACAUAAGCUCCGCUGAUAUGAAGCCUCACAUUACGGAGUUGGCUGGACUCAUAGCUCAUGAGUUAGAUGUUAAUACAUCGCAGGUUAACUUAAUGGAUCUUUCUUCACUUGGAAAUGGGUCCCUCUCUAGAUGGGCCAUAACCCCAAGGCCAUAUGCAGAUUUCUUUUCUAACACCACUGCAAUGAGUAUGGUGUCCCGUCUUUCUGAACAUCGCAUGCAACUCCCAGACACAUUCGGAAGUUAUAAGUUGCUUGAUUGGAAUGCAGAGCCUUCAUCAAAACGGACUUGGUGGCAGAAAUAUUAUUGGGUCGUGGCUUUAAUGGGUUUAGUUACAUUGCUUCUUGGAGUAUCUGCCUUGGGAAUAUUCUUAAUUUGGAAAAACAGACAGCAAGCAGAGCAUUCAUACAAACCAGUAGAUGUAGCUGUUUCAGAGCAGGAACUUCAACCAUUAUGA
Messenger RNA from Lathyrus sativus (Indian pea), 1983 nucleotides. Lineage: Eukaryota; Viridiplantae; Streptophyta; Magnoliopsida; Fabales; Fabaceae. The record is from the annotation of a GenBank genome assembly.